AUGUUCUCCCUCACCACCACCACAAUCCUUCUCGCCACACUGACCUCCCUCACCCUAGCCGCUCCGACAGCACAAGCACCACCAUCAUACUCAUCACCACCUGCGCCCCAGCCGCUCGGCAUCUCGCUCUCAACAGAUGCACACUGCUCAACCCUCACCAGCAGCACGCCCACCAGCCUCGUCAAUGGAACCUGCUAUCCCGUACCCUCCGGCUUCGCAUCUAUGGAGGUGUAUGCGCCACCGAUUCAUGGACUUUUGACAGUGUUUGCGACGGGGGAGUGUGUGGUAGGAAAUGAUACGCAGUAUUUUAGCACGGAGUAUAGGGGGUGUAUGGGGUUGAAGGGGGAGGGACGUGGGAUUAUGUAUACUGCUCAGGCCUGA
Fulvia fulva is the source of this 381-nucleotide messenger RNA. RefSeq lists its product as uncharacterized. The coding region runs from base 1 to 381 and encodes 126 amino acids. The record is from RefSeq and is a predicted model, not a curated record. Lineage: Eukaryota; Fungi; Ascomycota; Dothideomycetes; Mycosphaerellales; Mycosphaerellaceae. The transcript has a single exon.